UAAACUUGAAGGCGGGGCGGCCCGGGGGCUCGGUCGGCAACGUUGAUCCUCUUCGUUUUCCUUGGGUUGCAACUGACAGGAUGGCCGAGGAGGCUGCUGUGGCUGUCUGUGUCCGUGUGAGACCUCUCAACAGCAGAGAAGAACUUGAAGAAACCACCCACGUUUACUGGAAAACAGAUAGCAAUACUAUUUAUCAGAGCGAUGGGGGUAAAUCGUUCCAAUUUGAUCGUGUCUUUCAUAGUGAAGAAACCACUAAGAAUGUGUAUGAAGAGAUCGCAGUGCCGAUCAUCAGCUCUGCCAUACAAGGCUACAAUGGUACUAUAUUUGCCUAUGGGCAAACUGCAUCAGGAAAAACACAUACGAUGAUGGGUUCUGAAGAUUGUUUGGGAGUUAUACCCAGGGCAAUUCAUGACAUUUUCAAGAGGAUUAAGAAGUUUCCUGAGAGAGAAUUUCUCCUACGGGUUUCUUACAUGGAGAUAUACAAUGAAACCAUUACAGACUUACUCUGUAAUGCUCAAAAAAUGAAACCUUUGAUAAUUCGGGAAGACAUCAACAGGAACGUCUAUGUUGCUGAUCUCACAGAAGAAGUAGUUUAUACAGCAGAAAUGGCUUUGAAAUGGCUCGCAACAGGAGAAAAGAACAGACAUUAUGGAAUAACCAAAAUGAAUCAAAGGAGCAGUCGUUCUCAUACGAUUUUUAGGAUGAUUUUGGAAAGCAGGGAAAAGGGUGAGUCUUCUAAUUGUGAUGGAUCAAUCAAGGUAUCUCAUCUGAAUUUGGUGGAUCUUGCAGGCAGUGAAAGAGCUGCUCAAACAGGAGCUGAAGGUGUGCGAUUGAAGGAAGGCUGUUUUAUAAAUCGGAACUUGUUGAUUUUGGGACAAGUAAUUAAGAAACUCAGUGAUGGGCAGGUUGGCGGUUUCAUAAAUUAUCGAGAUAGCAAAUUAACUCGAAUUCUUCAAAAUUCCUUGGGAGGAAAUGCGAAGACACGCAUCAUCUGCACAAUUACUCCAGUGUCAUUUGAUGAAACUCUGACCACCCUCCAGUUUGCUAGCACAGCUAAGUAUAUGAAGAAUACUCCUUAUGUUAAUGAAGUGUCAAAUGAUGAAGCUCUCCUGAAAAGAUACAGAAGAGAAAUAGUGGAUCUUAAAAAACAAUUAGAGGAGGUAAAUACAAAGACUCGGGCACAGGAAAUGGAAAAGGAUCAACUGGCCCAGCUUCUGGAUGAAAAAGACUUGCUUCAGAAAGUUCAGGAUGAGAAAAUUCAGAACCUGAAGCGGAUGCUGGUGACAUCAUCUUCUCUUGCAAUGCAGCAGGACCUAGAGAUUAAAAAGAAACGAAGAGUUACUUGGUGCUAUGGCAAAAUGAAGGAUUCAAACUAUGAAAAGGAAUUUAAAAUCCCAACGAACAUAACAACAAGAAAACGUAAAACUUCUGUGACUUCUUUGAGAGAGAAUUCUAUCAUGAAGUUGGGAGAGAGCGCACUGUCUUGGGAGUCUGAAGUGUUCAGUAACACUCUGGAGCCGUUGCCUGAGGACGAGUGGAGCUCGGCCUCCGUGCUCCUAAGCGAGGAAAACGUAGAAAGUGAGUUGAACUCACUUAAUGCCCAAUAUAAUGAUCUCGUAUUAGACUAUGAACAGUUAAGAAGAGAAAAUGAAGACUUGAAAUUGAAAUUAAAAGAAAAAAAUGAGUUAGAGGAAUUUGAGUUUCUAGAACAGAAAGAAGAAAAAGAUCAAGAGAUGCAACUAAUGCAUGAAGUUUCCAACUUAAAGAAUUUAAUUAAACAUGCAGAAGAAUAUAAUCAAGAUCUUGAGAAUGAACUAAGUUCAAAAGUGGAGCUUCUUAAAGAAAAAGAGGACCAGAUUAAGAACCUGCAAGAAUACAUAGAUGCCCAGAAGUCAGAAAAGAUGAAGAUAGACGUGUCAUACUCAUCGGACGCCACUGAAGACCUGAAACAGGCAAUGCGCACUCUAUCUGAUUUGGACAUAGUAGCCCUUGACGCCAAGAGAGAGGCAUCCUUCCUUAGAAGUGAAAAUAUGGAGCUGAAGGAGAAAAUUAAUGAACUUUCAAAUUCUUGUAAGCAAAUGGAAAAUGACAUUCAGAUGUAUCAACACCAACUGGAAGCAAAAAAGAAAAUGAAAACUGAUCUGGAUAAGGAAUUACAGUUGGCUUUUCAAGAAAUAUCAAAACUCAGCGCCCUGGUAGACGGCAAAGGUUUAUCCUCUAAUUUAGAAUUGGAAAAAAGGAUUACUGAUCUCCAAAAAGAACUAAAUAAAGAAGUUCAAGAAAAAGAAACUUUGCAAAAAGAAGUUACCUUGCUGUCGGAGUUGAAAUCUUUACCGUCCGAGGUGGAAAUGCUGAGGAGAGAGCUGCAUGAGAAAUCUGAAGAGCUCUGUGUAAUAACAACAGAAAGAGAAAAAUUGUUUUCUGAAAUAGCUCAUAAAGACAGUAGAAUUCAAGGUUUACUUGAGGAGAUUGGAAACACUAAAGAUGACCUUGCGGCUUCCCGGCUGAGUCAGAGGGGCAGUGAGGAGGAAUGGCAGGCCCUGAGGAGCCUACACACGGAGCUGGAGCGCAGGCAUGAGGGGGCCCUGGAGGAGAGCGAGAGGGCGAAGCAGGAGAUGGCAACUCUCUCCCAAGAAGCAGAGCGCCUGGCUUUAAGUUUGGAUUCCAUGAGGGCCGAGCUUUCUCACAAGACUCAAGAGCUUGAGCAGAAAACAGUCGAGGCUCAAGAAAGGCUGACUAAAAUGGAGGAGCUGAGAGAGGAGCUGGAGAGCAGAGACUCCAGCCUGCAGUCUGUAGAGAAGGAGAAAGCCCUACUCACGGAGCAGCUGCGGCAAACCUUGGAGGAAGUGCAAGCCUUAACCCAAGAAAAGAAAGACCUGCAGCAGCUCCAGAAGAGCCUGCAGACUGAGAGGGACCAACUCAAAAGUGACAUUCAGGACACCGUGAACAUGAACAUAGAUACUCAAGAACAGUUAUUAAAUGCUCUCGAGUCUUUGAAACAACACCAAGAAACAAUUAACACACUGAAAAAGAAAGCUGCUGAGGAAAUGCCCGGUAAUUUGCAUACAAAGGCCAGUGGAGGAGCUAGAGAUGAAGCUCAGGCAAAGAUGGAUGACAUAGAUGAACAGAAUCUGCUGGCUGAAAGUGCCCACACAUUGGUCGUUGGUAGUAAGGACAAUGAAGGAACUGAGGAACAGAGGAAAAUAGACUCUCUAAUGCAGGAGAAUAGUGGACUCCAACAGACACUGGAAAGUGUUAGAGCAGAAAAGGAACAACUGAAGAUGGACCUAAAGGAAAAUAUUGAAAUGAGUAUUGAAAACCAGGAACAGUUAAGAGUUCUUAGAGAUGAGCUUAAAAGGCAUCAAGAGAUAGCUGCACAGGAAAAAGAUCAUGCCAAGGAGAAGAGAGAAGAGCUCUCCAGGGCGCAGGAGAGCCUGGCAGAAAUGGAAGAGAAGCUAAAGGACAAGGACCAGAAACUCCAAGAGACACAACAGCAACUUCUUAGUACACAAGAAGCUAUGAGUAAGAUGCGGGCAGAGGCAACUGAAGUGGAGAGCUUAGAGAAUGAAUUCAGGAGCCAAGGAUUGGCAUUGAAGCGUGUGGAAACAGAGAGACUUGAGUUAGCUCAGAAACUUCAUGAAAAUUAUGAGGAGAUGAAAGCUAUAACCAAAGAAAGAAACGAUCUGAAAGAAUUACUGGAGUCAUUUGAAAUAGAGAAAAAGCAACUUAAAGAACAUGCAAGAGAAAUAGAAGCUGCAGGCCUACAAACAAAAGAAGAACUAAACAUUGCCCACGCAAAUCUAAAAGAGUACCAAGAAAUCAUCAAAGAGCUAAGAAGAGGCAUUUCUGAAAAGGAAGCUCAAGCAGCAACCUCUCAGGACACAGCAAAAUCCUACCCUGAGUUACAGGGAGAGCAUCUAGAAACUGAAGAGGAACUUAACCUUGCUCAUCGUUGCCUGAAAGACCAAGAGAAGAAAAUUGACACUCUAAUAAUGAGCCUCUCCCAGAAGGAAGCUGAGCUGUCAAGUAUGCGGGGACAACUGGAGUCGACCACUGCUGAACUAGAGAGAAAGGUAAAGGUCCAAGAACUCUGUGAGAAGCAGGAACAACUUAAUCUAAGAGAAACUCGUGAGGCUCAGGGGAGGAAGGAUGAACUAGAGCAAGUCAGGGCUCUUCUCCUUGCCAAGGACACAGCCCUGCAGAGUGUGGAGAGUGACAGGCUCCACUUGAGUAAACAACUUGAGGAAAGUCAAGAGGAAAUACAACUUCUAAUUAAGGAAAGAGAAGAGCUGAGAAGAACACAAGAGGCCCUUCAUGUGGAAAGUGAGCGGCAGAAAGAGAGCAUCAAGGAAAUGGGCGCUAAGCUCCAAGAACUUCAAGACAAAGAGUCUGAAUGUCUUGUGAUGAAGACUGUUAAUGAGACUCAAGGAAAUAGAUGUGAGGUGGACCUCUUGAAAGAGCGGUUAGAGGCCCAGAAGUCAAGUUUGGAAAAGGUAGAAAUGCAGAAUGUAAACUUGACUCAAAGACUUCAUGAAACCCUUGAGGAAAUGAAAUGUAUAGCAAAAGAAAGAGCUGAGCUUUGGAGUGUGAAGGAGCGCCUCACGGGAGAGAGAGACCAACUGAAGAAGAGCCUUGAAGAAACAGUAACUAAAGGUUUGGAAAAAGAGGAAGAGCUAAGAGUUGCACAUAUGCAUCUGCAAGAACACCAGGAAACUAUCAACAAGCUCAGAAAGAUGGUGUGUGACUACACAGAUGAAAUAUCCCACACUCAAGGGGACUUAAAGCUCACAAAUGCUGUCUUAGAAGCCCAGAGCCAAGAACUCCAGGAAAAAGAACAUCAGCUUUCUCAAGUAAAAGUUGAUCUCAGAGAAACUAUGGAUCAAAUGGAGAAACUGAAGAAGCAGCUCGAAGCCCAGAAUUCAGCUCUGGAAAGCAUAGAAAUAGAAAAGUUAAAAUUGACUCAACAACUUAAUGAAAACCUUAAAGAAAUUACACUUGUCACUAAGGAAAAUGAUGACCUGAAAAUUAUGGAUGAAGCCCUCAGAGAAGAGCAAGACAAACUAAGGAAAAGUCUUCGAGAAACAGAAGCAAGUGAUCUGGAAAAGGAAGAAAAACUAAGAAUUGCUCACAUGAAUCUGAAAGAGCACCAAGAAAGGAUUGACAUACUCAUGGAGACUAUGUCUAAGAAGACCAAGGAAGUAUCAGAUAUGAAAAUGGAGUUGGAAACUACAAACAAUAAAUUACAAGAAAAGGUUGAAGAACUUAAGGCAAGUGAGCUUCAACUUCUUAAGUUAAAAGCAGAUGCAAGUGAAACCCAGAAGCAGCUCAAGGAGCAGGGCUUAACUCUGAGUAAGAUAGAGAUGGAGAAUUUAAAUCUGGCUCACAAGAUUCAUGAGAACCUUGAAGAAAUGAAAUCUGUCAUAAAAGAAAGAGAUGAUCUAAAGAGAAUUGAGGAGACACUCAGAACAGAGAGAGACCAGCUCAAGAACAGCCUAAGGGAAGCUGUGGUUAAGCAUCUAGAAACUGAAGAGGAACUUAACCUUGCUCAUCGUUGCCUGAAAGACCAAGAGAAGAAAAUUGACACUCUAAUAAUGAGCCUCUCCCAGAAGGAAGCUGAGCUGUCAAGUAUGCGGGGACAACUGGAGUCGACCACUGCUGAACUAGAGAGAAAGGUAAAGGUCCAAGAACUCUGUGAGAAGCAGGAACAACUUAAUCUAAGAGAAACUCGUGAGGCUCAGGGGAGGAAGGAUGAACUAGAGCAAGUCAGGGCUCUUCUCCUUGCCAAGGACACAGCCCUGCAGAGUGUGGAGAGUGACAGGCUCCACUUGAGUAAACAACUUGAGGAAAGUCAAGAGGAAAUACAACUUCUAAUUAAGGAAAGAGAAGAGCUGAGAAGAACACAAGAGGCCCUUCAUGUGGAAAGUGAGCGGCAGAAAGAGAGCAUCAAGGAAAUGGGCGCUAAGGUUGAAGAACUUAAGGCAAGUGAGCUUCAACUUCUUAAGUUAAAAGCAGAUGCAAGUGAAACCCAGAAGCAGCUCAAGGAGCAGGGCUUAACUCUGAGUAAAAUAGAGAUGGAGAAUUUAAAUCUGGCUCACAAGAUUCAUGAGAACCUUGAAGAAAUGAAAUCUGUCAUAAAAGAAAGAGAUGAUCUAAAGAGAAUUGAGGAGACACUCAGAACAGAGAGAGACCAGCUCAAGAACAGCCUAAGGGAAGCUGUGGUUAAGGCCCAUCAGAAGCAUGAAGAGACAAUGAAAUAUGGAAAGGGGUUGCUAUGUGGUGGAGAACAACACUGUCCAGGAAGACUUCGAGAAAAGUGCCUCAGGAUAGAAAAACUCCUGAAAAGAUACUCAGAAAUGGCUAGUGAUUAUGAGUGCUUUAAUAGAUUCUCUGUUGACUUGGAGAGAGAAACUAAAACCCAAAAAGAGUUGUCAAUUACUAUAAAAACAAAGCUCUCGCUUUCGUGCACACAAACCAAAGAGAUUGAAACGCUUCUUACUACAAACCAGAGAUGUUCCAUGGAAUUCCACAGAGUCCUGAAGAGACUUAAGUAUGUGUUAAGCAACAUUACAAGGGUAAAGGAAGAACAACAUGAGUUCAUCAAUAAAUUCGAAAUGGCUUUUAUUGAGGAAGUAGAAAAGCAGAAUGAACUGCAAAUUAAAAUCCAGAGCCUUUCACAGACUUACCAUAUUCCACCCAGAGAUUUACAGAUCAAACUGAGCCAGGAGAUGGACCUCCAUAUUGAGGAAAUUCUCAAAGAUUUUUCAGAAAAUGACUUCCUCACUAUAAAAACUGAAGUCCAACAAGUACUAAGCAAUAGAAAAGAAAUAACUGAGCGUUUGGAAGAAUGGCUAAAUUCUCUUGUUGAUAUAGAAAAUCUUAAAAGUAGCAUCCAGAAAGAAAACAAAAGCACUGGCCUCGUGAAUAACUUCUACCACAGCAAAAUCACUGCCAUGGUAAAUGAGUCAACAGAGUUUGAGGAAAAAAGUGCUACCAGAUGCAAAGAAUUGGAACAUUACCUGAAGUCACUGAAAGAAACAACUGAACAACUCUCUGAAGUCUACCAGACACUGAGUGCCUCCCAGUCUGUUGUGUGUUUCCAUCCUGCUGCGCAUCCUUCCACACAGGACAGGAAGAAUCCUCAGGUGGCAUCGGGAGCUAAACAACUGACCUUAAAGGACAAAUUUGCUUUAGAAGCUGUGCCCUAUAAAGAAGAAAUUGAGGCUCUCAAAAUGCAGCUGGUGAAGACUGACCUAGAGAAGAAAGCAGACGCCAAGGAAUUUGAAAAGCAAAUUCUUUAUCUAAAGAAUUCUGUUAAACAUCAAGAAGAAAUGAUAAGGCUACUGAGAGAAAAUCUUAGAAGAAAUCAACAGUCCCAGGAUAUCUCAGUGAUAUCAGAAGACUCCCAGUGUCUGAGUAAACCUCUGACCUGUGGGGGUGGCAGUGGGAUUGUACAGAACACAAAAGCUCUGAUCCUGAGAAGUGAAUAUAAAAGGAUGGAAAGUGAAAAUUCUAAGUUAAAGCAGCAAAAUGAGCAGCUAAGAAAGCAAAACAAUCAACUAUUAAGUGAUAACUCUCAACUUUCCAAGGAGAUUAAAACCUGGGAAGAAAACACUCUUAAAAGAGACAGUUACAGAGAAGCAGCUUGUGAGAAUUCUCCAAAGUCUCCUAAAGUGACUGGGACAGAUUCUAAAAGGAGACAGAACACAAUCCCUCAGUGCAGGGAACGAAAUUUCCAGGAUCCUAUGCCAAAAGAUUCCCCCAAAUCCUGGUUUUUUGAUAACCGGUCGAAGUCUCUACCAGCACCUCACCCCGUCCGCUAUUUUGAUAACUCCAGCUUAGGGCUGUUACCAGAGGAACCAGCUGAAGUAGAGAAUGUGGAGCCUAAGACAGCCCUUUGCCACGCCUCCUCGGGAAACGACGUGUCCGAGUGCAAAAUGCAGUAGAUGCCCUCAGAGCGCCCGCGGCGGCUUUCUCCAUGUGUCCACCCUGACAGUGAUGAUGUAGCCCGACUUAACUUCAGUUUAAUUCCCACUUUACAAUUAGAAGACGGAGGAACAAGCAACGGACUGAUUGCAGUUCCUUCUUACACUUGUGACAUUCCAGACAUUAACUGAAUUCUUAAUUAUUUUUAUAUAUUACAAAGAGUGUCUUGAAGGAAAUGUUUAGUCUUUGCAUAUGGUAUGACAUGUAUACAUUUCAUUAAAGUUACUCAUGUAUGAACAUUC
Messenger RNA from Apodemus sylvaticus (European woodmouse), 8225 nucleotides. It is a transcript of the gene Cenpe, whose product is annotated as centromere protein E. Gene Ontology annotation, molecular function: plus-end-directed microtubule motor activity; microtubule binding; ATP binding. The transcript is spliced from 48 exons. The record is from RefSeq and is a predicted model, not a curated record. Lineage: Eukaryota; Metazoa; Chordata; Mammalia; Rodentia; Muridae. Gene Ontology annotation, cellular component: microtubule. Bases 81 to 7943 code for a protein of 2620 amino acids. Gene Ontology annotation, biological process: mitotic cell cycle; microtubule-based movement.